AUGUCUUUCUUUUAUCGGUCCUUCGCCAACUCGCUUCUACCGAAGCAGUUGCUUCGCUUUAUCUUAGCGCGCCUAGACCUCCUCGACUCCCAGGCACUUGAUCUAGAUAACCUCAACUUUGCUAUUGGGCGAAAUACUGUUUUAGAGUUUCGUGAUGUUGGACUUAUUCUAUCCAAACUUGAAGCCCUCACAAACCUUCCCCCAACGUUCAAGAUCCAAAAGGCCAAAGUCCUCCUACUCCGCAUCACAAUACCGGUCGAUAUCUACAACAGUCCAAUAAUAGUCGAGGUUGAAGGCGUCGAUACUCGGAUACGGGUGGCGUCCAAGCAAGAGCAGGAUGAACAAACGGCCAGAAACAAAAAGGGAACACACAAGGACGGCGACGAGGUUGUGCCAACUGCUGCCGACCUAGCUCAGUCUUUUCUGCAGACAGAAAUCCCGACUGACGAGCAGAGACGGCUGGAAAAGGCUCUUGCCGAAGAAGCACAGGAGGCGUUAUCAGAGUCCAUGAGCGACUCCGAAACCGAUGACGAUGGCUCCUUCGCCACCUUCGGCACUGGCCAAGGCUUGUCACUACCAACGUUCUUGACCAAUUUCCUGCAGGGCAUUUUGGACAGGCUCCAGAUCCGAAUCCACAAGGUCACCUUCCAACUCGACAUGCAAGUACCCGUCGAACCCGGUCUCUCGACAACAGAACUUGUUACGUUCCAGCUGGCGUUAGACGAGGUCAUUGCGGAAGGAGUCACAGCACCUGGACAGCAAAAAGACGGUUCGCCUGCCAUAGUACCGAGGGAGGGCAAGCGCCAUAUUCUUCUGGACAAUCUCCGGGCAUUCCUGAUCACGGAAGCGAACGUGUUUUCUUCUCUCCAACCGACCCAGUCAGCUCAAUCCUUGGUGAAACCACAAGGAUCAGCACCUCAUGAUGUACCCUCAACACUUCGUGAUAUGUUGGGUUCGAUGCAGUCAUCAGUGGGAGGCCUGGAUAUGAGCAUAAGCCCAGAUCAGAUGGAAGCCCUGGAUAUGCUUGCACAGAGCCAAUACGAAGUACGAGAUAGCGAAGAUGCUCUGAAUAUUCCGUAUGAGAGCGACGCUCAGCAUCCAGAGGCCGAAGAGAAUGUUGCUGGAUCUUCGCCUCUCUCAACACCGAGGGUCUCAAUGUACCAAGAACAUGACACACCAAUGCUCCAAGACCAUGCCAACUCAGCUAUCAUGCAACAUCAGCCGGAACUUUGGUCGUCCUACGAGCGCGGAAUCCGAUCAGAACCUUCUCUUCAUCCUCCAACAAGUUUUCAACCUCAAACCACGCCCUCUGGUGCUGUGUCUCCGGCUCCCUCUGAGCCUUCUUCGUCUGCCAGUUCGGUACGGUCGGACGACGAUACGCCAAGCGCUGAUACGGAGGACCUCGCACAGUCACAUCUCUACAGUCACGAGGAGGCUGAGAGCAUGUACAUGAGCGCUUUUUCUGAUGCUCAUUCGACACUGAUGCCAGGAGCUUAUAUGCCUGGAGGUUGGGGCGCUGAAUCGGAAGGGGGCGAGUCAGCCUCCGAGCGAGACCUCUCAACCACCCAUCCAGUCGCAGGUGAACCGCAAUCAUCAACCACUGUUGUCUCGGAACUGGCUAGCCCAACACCUAUACCCGAGCAAGACCCAACAGCCCAAGGUUAUGAGCCACAGCAUGAAGAUACUUCCACACCACGUGGGAUUACGAGGAUGGUAAAGGAGAUCGUAUCAUUGGACUCCAUAUCUGUCUAUGUCCCUUCAACGAGAAAGCAGGUUCUGGCACCAGUCACCAAUCUUGCAAAGUCAAAUCCUAACCUUCCAGGAGCGUUUUCGGUUCACCAAUCAUUUCACAGUAGUACUACGGAUCAGUCGACGCUUUUAACCCCAGAGAACCUAAAAGAAGAUCGCCAGGAUGAGGCUAUCGAAAUCGUUCUCAAGCCUCUGACACUCCGGUUCGACUCGUCAGUGGGAUUCUUGCUCGCUAUGGUUGUUACACGGCUCCUGGAAGCGUUCAAAGGGUCUUCAGACGAGGCGACAGAAGUCAAGCCUUCAAGUACCGAAUCGAUUUUACCUGACAUCAAGGUUUGCUUGGAGCAAAUUACGAUGCAGUUUCUGGAGGAGCUGACUGGUGUGGCCGACUCUGCAAAGAGGAUAUACGAGACACAAAAACCCGAUUUCGGCUCAGAUGUCCUCCUUGAGGCGAGUCUUACGAACUUGAACGCCUUUACGCACCAGUCCGGAUCGCAAACAGAAGUAAACGUCAGCAUCGAGAAGUUCGCGUUCAAUUACGCCGAUGAAGCCAUCGUCUCGUUCACUGGCGAGGCUGAUUUGUUCCAAUCCACAGCAACUGUUGAUAUGCUAUCUGUUGGGAAGGAUAUCGCAGUCAAGGCCACCAUCACACCAGAUGUGACUCGGGUUGACGUCAAAACACUACCGCUCUACCUAAAGCUCGAUUUACAGAGGUUAGACGAGACUUUCAGCUGGUUUGGGGGGCUGAGCGGUUUCCUCAAUAUGGGAGCGUCAGAGGACUCCGUAGCAAAGGCAGUACAGAUACCAGCGAAGCCCCCACAAAAGACGCGGGGCGUCCGAUUCGAAACCCCGAUUGAUCCUAUGGAGAAGCGGUCAGGGAGCAAGAUUGAUGUACGCAUCAAUGGCGUGCACGUGGACGUGAUCGGCAAAGACUGCAGGGCAGUCCUGAACACGAGCGCUCUCAAGCUCGUACACCGCGAAGAGGCAAUUGCCGCUGUGCUUAAAACGAUCAGGCUCUCCGGGCCCUACGUAAAGAAUUCCCAUGCUAGGGCGCCAGUCCUACUCGAGUUGGAUAGUACAAGGCUGGACUACAUCUUGACACCUCGGACCAGGGACCUCGAACGGCUUCUUGAGCUUAUUACUCCCUCAAAGGUCAAGUUCGACGAGGACGAAGAUGAGAUUAUGGUGGAUACUCUGCUAAGGCAGAGGAGGAAGGGGGGAGUUCUUGGGCUAGAAGUUAAGAACUUCAAAGUAAGGGCGGGCAACUUGGCUUUGCUUGAUUGUAUCCCGAGUUUGGUGGAGGAUCUUGCCAAGCUAGGGACGGUCGCAAAGUAUUUGCCCGAGGAUGACAGGCCUGGGCUGCUUACGCUUGGGCAGGUCACAAACGUGGAUUGUGAAGUCGACGUUGGAGGCAGGUUCGGAGUUGUAAACGCGCGUUUGACAAACCUUGAGCUCGCCCAGAUCACGGUGCCGUCGUUGGUGGCUGUCGCGGUUGGCGGUAUUACGGUCAAUCGGAACGAGAACAGCCCGAUCGAGGAGGAGCUGGUUAGCACUUCCACUACCCAUGCUCCGGGUUCCUCAAAUGCGCCCGUCUUGAUGAUGCGCAUGAUCGACGAUAUCGAACCGGUGUUGAAGAUCAAGUUGUUCGGAUUGAAUGUGGAUUACCGGGUACCGACAAUUAUGGACGUGCUGGGGCUCAUUCAGGAAGACACCACUCCAGAGGAAUUUGAGGCCAACUUGACUGCGUCUGUUGCGAACCUUGGAGGCCAGGCGACUGCUGCGCUGAGAAGACAAGAUACGCCAGAGAGCCCACUGGUGGAAAAGGAGUUCAAGCCCAUCAAGCUUGAUGUAGCUUUCCGCGACUGUGUUGUUGGCCUCAAUCCUCUUGGUCAGGAUUCGAAGCUGGCUAUCGUACUGGCGGACUCGCAUCUGGAAGCCAUACCGGGCAAGGACAGCACGCUUGACGCCACAGCAACCUUGAAGAAGGCGUGCAUUCUUCUCAUUGACGAUGUGAAAACCCUGCAAGACGUCCAGAUCAACGCACGAGGACGCGCUCCAGCUAUGAGCACUCCUCAGGCUCUUGAGCUAUGCAGCAAGGGAUUCGUCAGCAUUUGCGAGAUAUCAUCUGCAAAAGCCGUCGUCAAGGUUGGCAAAGACGAGAAUGGGGAAUCCCACAUAGAGGUGUCUGUCCGCGAUGACUUGCUUGUUCUCGAGACUUGUGCGGACUCAACGCAGACGCUCAUCUCGUUGGCCAACGCACUCACGCCACCUACUCCCCCUAGCAAGGAAAUCAAGUACAGGACGUCCGUGUUGCCUGUUGAGGAUCUGUUCGCGUCUAUUACCCCUGACGCGUUUGGAAGAGCGGAGGGCGAGUAUGACUUUGACAAUGACUUUGCGGGUGCUCAGGGCAUCGAGUGUGGCAAUGAAGACGAUGAUGACUACUAUGGCAUAGGAAGCACGGAGCAUCUCGAAGUCCAGUCAGAGGGGUAUGGUGUCGCGGAGGAGUUGUUCGAUGCUACGAACAGUUCGCUACUCGGCGAUAUUGAGGUGGAGAAUACGAAUGACGGCAUGCUGGUUAGCACUGCAAACCUUGACGUGCCUCCGGCCAGCAGCCAGAGUGAGAGUGACUUGGAUAUUCAGGAGAAUUACUUCUCUUCUGAACCAGUCAAGAACACAACGCUCCGCUGGAACUCGAGGAAAAACCUUUACGAUCAGUCGAGUGAUGCCAAGGUCUUCAAGAGCCCUCUCGUCAUCUGCGUUCGGGAUGUUCAUGUCAUCUGGAAUUUGUAUGAUGGUUACGACUGGGUUCGCACCAGGGAGAUUAUCACCAAGGCGGUCCAGGAUGUGGAGGCUAAGGCGUACGAACGUAAAGCCCGAGCUGACCGUCACACUUAUGAGGAUGAAGGAGAUGAAGAAUCGGUCGUUGAUGACUGCUUGUUCAACUCCAUAUAUAUCGCGGUGGGACCCAACGGUGACCCGAGUAACCUUAGACGGGCUAUCAACCAGGAAUUGCAGUAUCAGGACACCACCACCGAAACCGAGUCCGUCGCCACCACGGCAUUCACCACCUCGACUGUCCGCGCUUCAGGACAGCGUCAAUCGCGGCCAAGAGGCAAGACGCUGAAGCUUAGCCGCAGCAAGAACCACAAGAUCACGUUCGAACUAAAGGGCGUCAACAUCGAUGUAGUGACCUUCCCACCCGGCAACGAGACCAUCAAUACCAUCGAUGUUCGCAUCCACGACUUGGACGUCUUUGACCACAUCCGGACUUCAACAUGGAAGAAGUUCGCCAUGUAUGACAUCGACGCCGGCGAACGGGAGCUUAGUAAGCACAUGGUCCAUCUUGAGGUGCUCAAUGUCAAGCCUGUCCCGGACUUGCCGGCUACGGAGCUCGUGGUCAAGGUUAACAUACUUCCACUGAGACUCCAUGUCGACCAGGACGCUUUGGACUUCAUCACGAGGUUCUUUGAGUUCAAGGAUGAGACGCAGCCUAUCCAUCAAUCGUCGAGCGAUGUACCGUUUAUUCAGCGCUGCGAGGUCGGUGAUGUGCCAGUGCGGUUGGACUUCAAGCCGAAGCGGGUUGACUAUGCCGGGCUAAGGUCUGGUCACACGACAGAAUUUAUGAACUUUGUCAUCCUUGAGGAUUCCAGGCUGGUGUUGAGACAUGUUAUACUUUAUGGCGUCUCCGGAUUUGAUAAGCUGGGCAAGAAGCUCAACGACAUCUGGACCGCCGACGUCAAGUCGACUCAACUUCCUGGUGUCCUUGCCGGCGUGGCGCCCGUUCGCUCGCUCGUUAAUGCCGGAUCGGGCUUCAAGGACCUCAUUGAGAUACCCAUCCGGGAGUAUAAGAAGGACGGUCGAAUCUUCCGCAGCAUCGGUAAAGGAGCUACAGCGUUCGCAAAGACAACGGGCACCGAAGUCGUCAAACUCGGUGCCAAACUCGCCAUUGGCACUCAAUACGCCCUUCAGGGCGCAGAAGGCAUGCUGGCCAAGAACCCACCCAACUAUAACCACGCCGGUCCAUCCUCUUCCUCCGCCGGCGUACCAGCCGGAGUAGACUACGAAGUCUGGGACGAAGAGGACUUUGGAGAUCACCACACACCCAAGGCAAUCAGUCUGUACGCCGACCAACCAUUAGGUAUCAUGCAAGGCAUGCGUGGUGCCUACGCCAGCUUAUCUCGGGAUAUUGCCAUUGCCAGAGACGCCAUCAUUGCGGUGCCCACUGAAGUGAUGGAGAGCUCGAGCGCACAGGGAGCGGCGAAGGCAGUGCUGAUGCAGGCGCCGACGAUUUUGUUUAGGCCGGCGAUCGGAGUGUCCAAGGCGAUUGGGCAGACGUUGUUGGGAGCGACGAAUGCGUUGGAUCCGAAUCAUCGGAAGAGGAUUGAGGCGAAAUACAAGAAGCAUUAAGCGUAGGGCAGCAGCAGCAGCAGCGACGGCCCUUGCAAUCUCUGUCAAACACGGUUAUAGGUAUGGAAUCACGGAAUGUAUGAGCGAUACGGCUAUUGAGGGUUAUGUUGUUUUAUUGAGGUCUGAAUGACCAUGGAAGCAACGAAACGAUAUUACUGUUUCCGUUUGACAAGAGGAAAGACUCUUCGUUUUCCAUUCUUCUUGUCAUGGAUAUCAACAAGCAUGAAACG
Molecule: messenger RNA, 6386 nt
Organism: Neurospora tetrasperma FGSC 2508
Lineage: Eukaryota; Fungi; Ascomycota; Sordariomycetes; Sordariales; Sordariaceae
Exons: 3
Coding region: 1-6156 (2051 amino acids)
Biological process (GO): piecemeal microautophagy of the nucleus; autophagy of mitochondrion; autophagosome assembly
Cellular component (GO): phagophore assembly site; extrinsic component of membrane
Molecular function (GO): phosphatidylinositol-3-phosphate binding
Source: RefSeq, a predicted model, not a curated record